Messenger RNA from Monopterus albus (swamp eel), 3019 nucleotides. It is a transcript of the gene dhx33, whose product is annotated as DEAH (Asp-Glu-Ala-His) box polypeptide 33. The record is from RefSeq and is a predicted model, not a curated record. NCBI's taxonomy places the organism in Eukaryota, Metazoa, Chordata, Actinopteri, Synbranchiformes, Synbranchidae. Gene Ontology annotation, biological process: positive regulation of transcription by RNA polymerase I. Gene Ontology annotation, cellular component: intracellular anatomical structure; nucleolus. Gene Ontology annotation, molecular function: helicase activity; double-stranded RNA binding; ATP binding. The coding region runs from base 202 to 2262 and encodes 686 amino acids. The transcript is spliced from 12 exons.
UUACAUAAAAAAAUGACGUCAAACAUCUGCGCCGAGCUUUACCACAUGGGAGCGUAUUUGUAGCGGUAGCAAAACAUCCGCAGUGACGUUUGGUUGUGUUAGUGAGCAUGGAAGAAACCUUUUUUUGUUUCUUUGCGGCCUAAAACAAAUCUCAAUAAAAGCCACAGACGGUUUGCUAUCAAAGUCAUUUUUUUCUAGACCAUGCCUCACGAUCCCGACCCCCCUCCGGCUAAAAAAUUCAAGCCGGGGUCAGUAUUUUUCCGUUCCGAUUAUAAUAAACCUGGAAUGCUGCUGCCUAGAAAGGGAAAUGCAACAACUCCGAUAGACAUCCAGAGGAAACAGCUUCCAAUCUACCAGGCUAAACCUCAGCUCCUAAACCAACUGAGACAGCUUCACAAUGCUAUUCUGAUAGGUAAAAUGCCCACAGGUGAGACAGGCUCUGGGAAAACCACUCAGAUCCCACAGUAUCUCUAUGAGAGUGGGAUCGGACGACAGGGCAUUAUUGCCAUCACCCAGCCCCGUCGUGUUGCUGCAAUCUCACUAGCAGGAAGGGUGGCAGAGGAAAAGAGGACUCAGCUUGGAAAGCUGGUUGGUUACACGGUGCGUUUUGAGGAUGUCACCUCCUGGGAGACAAAGCUGAAGUUUGUGACAGAUGGCAUGCUUCUGCGUGAAGCUAUCGGAGACCCGUUACUGUUGCGUUACACUGUGGUGAUCCUGGAUGAAGCUCAUGAGCGCACCGUGCACACUGAUGUGCUGUUUGGUGUGGUUAAGACGGCUCAACGCAGGCGCAGAGAACUUAAUAAGAUUCCCCUGAAGGUCAUAGUGAUGUCAGCCACCAUGGAUGUGGAUUUGUUCUCAGAGUACUUCAACAAAUCACCUGUACUGUACCUGGAAGGGAGGCAACAUCCUAUUCAGAUCUACUACACUAAGCAGCCCCAGUCAGACUACCUGCAGGCUGCACUCGUCUCUGUCUUCCAGAUCCAUCAGGAGGCGCCUCCGUCCCAUGACAUCUUGGUCUUCAUGACAGGUCAGGAGGAAAUCGAGGCCCUGGCCAGGACGUGUCGAGACAUCGCCAAGCAUCUGCCUGACGGCUGUGGUCCCAUGGUGGUUAUCCCUUUGUAUGCAUCGCUGCCCCCAGCACAGCAGCUCAGGGUCUUCCAGCCAGCUCCCAAGGGGUCUAGGAAAGUUAUCCUUUCAACGAACAUUGCUGAGACAUCUGUUACAAUCUCUGGGAUCAAAUAUGUCAUAGACACGGGGAUGGUGAAAGCCAAACGUUUCAAUCCUGACAGUGGUCUAGAGGUGCUAGCAGUGCAGCAAGUUUCGAAGGCCCAGGCAUGGCAACGGGCAGGUCGGGCUGGCAGGGAGGACUCUGGCUCCUGCUAUCGUCUCUACACUGAGCAAGAAUUUGACAACUUCAUCCCCAUGACUGUGCCUGAGAUCCAGAGGUGUAACUUAGCUGGGGUAAUGCUGCAGCUUAUGGCUCUAGGAAUUCCAGACGUGAUGAAUUUUGAUUUCAUGUCCAAGCCUUCUCCAGAGGCCAUUCGUUCUGCUGUGGAGCAUUUAGAACUGCUGGGUGCUGUGGAGAAGAAAGAGGGGCAGGUUUUACUCACAGCUCUUGGAAAGAAGAUGGCAAGCUUCCCUCUGGAGCCUAGAUAUGCCAGGACCAUCCUGUUGUCCACGGACUUUUCCUGUUCUGAGGAGAUUUUGAGCAUCGUGUCUCUGCUGUCAGUGAACAGCGUGCUGUAUAGCCCUCCAGCCCGGCGAGAAGAGGUGCUCGCAGCACGGAAGAAGUUCACCUCCAGCGAAGGAGACCACAUGACACUCCUCAACAUUUACAGAGCAUUCAAGAAAGUCAGUGGUAAUAAGGACUGGUGUCGGGAGAACUUUAUCAACAGCAGGAACAUGGUUCUGGUCAAAGAGGUCCAGGCACAACUCAAAGAAAUCUGCCUUAAGCUGAAUUUGAAGUUGGAGUCGUGCGGGGCGAACACAGGGAACAUCCGCCGCUGCCUUGCCCAUGGAAUGUUUGUCAGUGCUGCGGAGCUACAGCUUGAUGGCAGCUAUUUAGCGCUGGACACCCACCAGCCUGUGGCAAUCCACCCCUCCUCUGUUCUUUUCCAGGCCAAGCCAGCAUACGUGGUCUUCAAUGAGCUGCUGCAAACCUCCCACUGCUACAUGAGAGACCUCUGUUUGGUAGAUGCGGACUGGCUGCUGGAUGCUGCACCAGAGUAUUUUGGCCGCAAACUCCACCCUGUCAAGAGAUAGCCAAGAGGGAAGCAGAAGGCAAUGAAGGCAAUCUCUCUUAACAAAGCCAAAUUUGGAUCAAGAUUUCACAGAAGAAAGAUUUCAGUGUAGUAGACUUCUCUGGAUUUCACUACCUCCUGGCAUGUGUCACUUCAGCAGAAAUCUGUGUUGGUUCUUCCUGAUAGGAUUUUAUCUGCCAUUCAGUUAUGUCUUUAACGGUUAGUUUUUUCAACACUUGCUUGCAUUUUAACAGCAUAGAUGACCUCACUGGAGCAUAGCUCCUGAAAUAAGCAGAGCAAUAAUCUCGAAAUGAUUUACCUGUUCAUUCUUUGUUCAGAAUCAAAACUAACUAAAGUGCUAGUCUCCUUGUGUUAAUUUCAUAAAAUACUGCACUAAUUGUUCAGCCACCUUCUCACCAAGGUAAUUCAGAGUCACUAAAGACUGCUUAGUUGUUCUUUUCUGUUGUUUUGAACACUGCUGAAGCGAUAACUGAUCUCUGCCUGUAAAAUGUUUCAUGUUUAUACAAAGGGGUCAAAGAAUUUUAUAUAUGCAAGAACAGUCGAGUUUUCUUAAUCUGAGAUUAUGUAAUAAAGAGAAAACAUGAAAAUGACCCAAGUGAGAAUUAAAGUACAAGGUCUUUGUGGCACCGUGAUAUGACAUCACUCCUACAGUACGUCUACCUGCAAGCACUUGUUUUAUUGGCUUGCGCAUGCCCUUUUUCCCAACUUUCCCAAACACAUGCACGUUGGAAGUAGCAUGCCCUAUUCUCCAGGUUCUA